UUAAGCGCACAUCUACUUUUAGCUGGCUGUCAAGAGAAGCCAAAGAACGGAGUUUGAUUCACUGCGCAUUAGAAAGUUCUUUAAGGGAAGUUAUUAAGAAUUAUAAUGUCCUCAUGGGGAUUGAGGAUGGGUGUUUUUUUCCACGUGCGAAGUAGAGAUUUCUGUUCGUGAUGUAGACGAUUUAACUCAGAAUGUAGCUUUGUGUAGCAUGGCCAGACAGUCGGCACUGUCUGUAUUUAGGAUGUAUGGCCGAAGAAAAAGAGCAACAGCUUAACAGAGGAGUGAAAUUCGCCAAUCAUAUAUAUCGGGAAAAGUAAACACGGUAACAACAGAAAAACGUUCUUAGUAACUUAAGUAAAAUGUGUGUCCAGCAUGCAUUACAGGCUCCUGGAAGGUGCAGCCCGCUUGUCCGGACGGAAGUUGUAAUAUAAGCGGCUGUGCGGUGCACGUCGGCUCCUGGAAAGCGUCGGCAUUGCAGAAGAGGGGCGGAAAAGCGGAAAAAGACCCUUUGGGAAGUGCUGACGCGGCCAGCUGCACGGAGAACACUUCAGGAGCGAAGCGGGGGCAGACCUGGGGGAACCACCAUGCUUCUCUGCUUUAUUAUUUUCGGGGGACUUAUGACAGCCGAUUGCUAUUUUUCCGAGGAGAAACAUCCCGAAGAGUCAAAAAUGCAAUCUCCUACGGUGGUGAUCGCUAUAAUCGCACGAAACGCUGCUCACUCCCUGCCGUACUAUCUGGGGGCUCUGGAGAGAUUAAACUAUCCUAAAGACCGCGUCUCGAUAUGGGCAGCGACGGACCACAACGUGGACAACACCACAGCUAUCCUGCGCGAGUGGCUGACCGUCCUGCAGAAGACCUACCACUAUGUGGAGUGGAGACCUAUGGAACAGCCCACCUCCUACCCAGGCGAGAUGGGGCCCAAGCACUGGACCAAUGGCAGAUAUGAGUACGUCAUGAAGCUCAAACAAGCGGCGCUCAACUUCGCUAGGAGGCGCUGGGCCGACUACAUACUGUAUUCCGACGCCGACAACAUUCUGACCAACCCAGACACGCUGAACCUGAUGAUAAAGGAGAACAAGUCAGUGAUCGCACCUAUGCUGGACUCUCAGACGGCGUACUCCAACUACUGGUGUGGCAUCACCCCCCAGGGUUAUUACCGUCGCACGGCGGAGUACUUCCCCACCAGGCACCGGCGCCGCACGGGCUGUUUCCCUGUCCCGAUGGUGCACUCCACCAUGCUGCUGGACCUCCGCAAGGAGGGCAUGAAGAAGCUGGCUUUCCACCCGCCUCACCGCGAUUACUCCUGGCCCUUCGAUGACAUCAUCGUCUUCGCCUUCUCCUGCCGUGCGGCUGAGGUGCAGAUGUACGUGUGCAACAAGGAGCGCUAUGGCUACAUUAAUGUCCCGGUGAAGCCCCACCAGACCAUCGAGGACGACGGCAUCAACUUCCUUCAUCUGCACCUCGAGUCCAUGAUUAACGAAUUCUCAAUGUUUCCCUCUCGGAACCUGCAUCUGCCUCCCAAACAGACGGAUCUCAUGGGCUUUGAUGAGAUUUACCUGAUAAACUUACGCCGGCGUCCAGAUCGACGUCAGCGGAUGCUGUGGUCUCUCUAUGAGCAGGAGAUCGACGUGAAGGUGGUGGACGCCGUGGAUGGAGGAGCUCUCAACAGCAGUGAUAUUAAGAUCUUGGGUGUCGACCUCCUCCCUGGGUACUAUGACCCUUUCUCCAGACGCACAUUGACCAAGGGAGAGGUCGGCUGCUUCCUCAGCCACUACUACAUUUGGAAGGAGAUGGUGGACAUGCAGCUGGACAAGGUACUGAUCUUUGAGGAUGAUGUGCGUUUCCAGGGCAACUUCAAGCGCCGGCUGAAGCGGUUGAUGGAGGAUGUGGAGAAGGUGGAGCUGGACUGGGACAUCAUAUAUCUGGGUCGGAAGCAGGUUAAACCAGGAGAGCUGGAGCAGGUGGAGAACGUGAAGAACCUGGUGGUGGUGGACUAUUCCCAUUGGACGCUCUCGUACGCCAUCUCCCAACAAGGAGCUCAGAAGCUACUCAACGCUGAGCCACUCUCCAAAAUGUUACCCGUGGACGAAUUCCUGCCAAUCAUGUACGACAAGCACCCCAAUGAGAAGUACAAGGCGCACUUCCCGAACAGGAACCUUCAGGCCUUCUCUACACACCCCCUGCUGGUGCAGCCCAGUCAUUACGCCGGAGAACCUGAGUGGGUGAGUGACACGGAGACGUCGACCAUCUGGGACAACGACGAGGUGCAGACGGACUGGCGUGGCUCCUACAAGACCCUGAAGGGCUCGGCCCCCCCCACAGGCUUCCAGAGCACCUCCAGGGACGAGCUCUAGCCCGAGCUUGUGGCAGGGAACCGGCCCCGGCUUCGGCGACAUGCGGCAGACCUUGGGUCUGGUUCUUGAACAUGUUUCCAGCGGUGGACUAUUGAUGCCACCUCUACAGGGCCGAUCUCCAGGGUCUGGAAAGUCAGUCUAAUCACAGGCACCACGGGCUUAGCGUACAUCUCCAAGUUUGUUCCAUGGUUGAGCGUGGUUUGUUCCAUCCUCCUGCUCUUCACGACCAGCGUUGACAGAUACCUGCAUGUCCACUGACAUUCCUACUAUCUUCUGUCUGACCUCUAUUUCUGUUGGGCUGGACUUCGAAUGACAGUUGGGAUUAUUUGUUUUGUUAAUGGAAAUUAAGGGUUAGUUUAAAAUAACGAUUGAACUUGAGACUCUGAAUGAAAGACUGAAGAGCGGAUGGUCAGACAGCUUCAGCACGGGGCUUAGGGUUAGGGUUAGGGUUAACCCUAACCCUGAAUGAUUCUGGUACUUUCUGUUUCUUUACAGGUAAGUUGUACACUAUUUUUGGUUAUUUUUAAGUUCUGUCAUGAAGUUUUUUUUUUAAUGUGUUUCAUUGUUUUGACUUCUUUUUUACAUCGUGGUGAAAUUCUGUUUAAUGGAAACUGCAUCAAAGUUUUGGGAAAAAAAUGAAAUACUUCAUUAUUUAACCCCACAGCAUGAUCAGUGCUGGUUACUUGAACAUACUGAAUGACGAUGCGUGUCCUGUGAUAUGUGCCUUAGACAUGACUUUUGCAUCACGUGGCUCAUUUUAGCGCUUUGAAAUUCUUGGCUUUAUUUAUAAGAGUUUUUGGUAACAUUUUACUUGACGGGACACAAAUACUUAGUAAUAACUCAGUUACUAUUGAAGUACAAAUCAUGAACAAAUAUAGUCCCUACUUAAGAUACAUCACGAUUCAUUAAUGAUGAAGAAACAUCAGAAAGUAUCAGAAUUUAAGUUGUUACUUCUUCCUUCAGUAGAUCACAAAGGUUUACAGAAUUAACAGAUAUAGUAACAAAUAUAGUAACUGCUUGAGAUAAAACGUGCAUCACAAUUCAUUAAUGAUGAAUUAACAUGAGAUCAGGAUGCAACUAAGACUUAGAUGGUGGUUAAUUAAUACAUAAGUAAUUGCAUAAUGCUACAUUAUUUAUGCCAUGAAGUAAGGUGUUACUUUAAAAAAUAAAUAAAGGUAUUUCCAUUUGGCA
Messenger RNA from Brienomyrus brachyistius, 3545 nucleotides. RefSeq names its product cerebral endothelial cell adhesion molecule (gene cercam). The record is from RefSeq and is a predicted model, not a curated record. The transcript is spliced from 12 exons. Lineage: Eukaryota; Metazoa; Chordata; Actinopteri; Osteoglossiformes; Mormyridae. Bases 585 to 2354 code for a protein of 589 amino acids.